AAUUAACCUAAAAGGGGAUGCUAUUUUCUUGAAAACCAGACACCGGAUUGGCCGGUCACCAGCCCCCUCACUUAUUAAAACCCUCUAGAAACCUCUCCUCAUCGCAUUGUUCUUCACUCUCUUAUCGUCGACACCCAUUCCCAAUACACUUUUUUUUUUCUCCAACAAGCGUCAUGGGCGGCAAGAUCAAGAUCGGAAUCAACGGAUUCGGAAGAAUCGGUCGAUUGGUGGCUAGAGUAGCUUUGCAGAGAGACGAUGUUGAACUUGUUGCUGUUAACGAUCCAUUUAUCUCUGUGGAGUACAUGACAUACAUGUUUAAGUAUGACAGUGUUCAUGGUCAAUGGAAGCAUCAUGAACUCAAGGUUAAGGACGACAAAACCCUUCUUUUCGGCGAGAAACCCGUCGCUGUUUUUGGUUCAAGGAACCCAGAGGAGAUCCCAUGGGCCCAGACCGGAGCUGAGUACGUCGUGGAAUCCACCGGAGUUUUUACCGACAAGGACAAAGCGGCUGCUCACUUGAAGGGAGGUGCUAAGAAGGUCAUCAUCUCUGCCCCCAGUAAGGAUGCUCCCAUGUUUGUUGUUGGUGUGAACGAGAAGGAAUACAAAUCAGAUCUUCACAUCGUUUCAAACGCCAGUUGCACCACUAACUGCCUUGCCCCUCUGGCCAAGGUUAUAAAUGACAGAUUUGGAAUUGUUGAAGGUCUUAUGACCACUGUUCACUCCAUCACAGCUACACAGAAGACUGUUGAUGGACCAUCUGCUAAGGACUGGAGAGGUGGAAGAGCUGCUUCAUUCAACAUCAUUCCCAGCAGCACUGGUGCUGCUAAGGCUGUUGGAAAAGUCCUCCCUUCAUUGAACGGGAAGUUGACCGGAAUGUCUUUCCGUGUCCCAACUGUUGAUGUCUCUGUUGUUGAUCUGACUGUUCGAUUGGAAAAGUCUGCAACUUAUGAUGAGAUCAAAGCUGCUAUCAAGGAGGAAUCUGAAGGAAAGAUGAAGGGGAUCUUGGGUUACACUGAAGAUGAUGUGGUGUCCACAGACUUUGUGGGUGACAACAGGUCGAGCAUAUUUGAUGCAAAGGCUGGAAUUGCACUGAAUAACAAUUUUGUGAAGUUGGUUUCGUGGUAUGACAACGAGUGGGGUUACAGUUCCCGAGUUGUUGAUCUGAUUGUUCACAUGGCAUCUGUGGAGUAAGUUGUUUUUUGAGUUGGAAGUAAUAAAAGUCUACCUAUCCAUUCCCCCAUGUGUUUAGGGUUUUGAUUGAUGGGUGGAGAAAUGUUUUGGUGUUAUGUUGUUAUUGCUGGUUUAUUAUCAAACUUUAUAGUGCAAUUUUCAGACAUUGAGGUGUGUAGUAGUAUCAAGUUGGUGUGAAAACUUGUCUUCACUUGCUCUGUUUAUUAUUGGUGUUUUGAACUAGCCGGCUUAAAUAUGGUGAAGAUUUUAUGCACAAAUUAAUUUUCCAGGUUU
Lactuca virosa is the source of this 1463-nucleotide messenger RNA. Lineage: Eukaryota; Viridiplantae; Streptophyta; Magnoliopsida; Asterales; Asteraceae. The record is from the annotation of a GenBank genome assembly.